Messenger RNA from Peromyscus californicus insignis, 6564 nucleotides. Its product is annotated as THAP domain-containing protein 5-like. The record is from RefSeq and is a predicted model, not a curated record. Gene Ontology annotation, cellular component: nucleus. NCBI's taxonomy places the organism in Eukaryota, Metazoa, Chordata, Mammalia, Rodentia, Cricetidae.
AAGAUACUUCUAAAAAAAACAAUCUCAGAAGAGAAAAUUGGGAGAUGAGAAAGAAGUGUGCUGGAAAGUUAAGUCUGAAGAAUCAAUUGCAUCAAAUGAAGCAAAGGAAAAUACUGGUAACAAAGAUGUACUGCCAAGAACAUGCAGAAUUACUUGAUUCAUCUGCUCUGGUGAAGCCACCAACUCCAAGAGCAGAAAGCAUACAAAAUAACAUAUUACCUCUUAAACAAGAUACCUUAAAAACAUCAAUAAAUCAAGAUUUAGGUGUAGUUGGAUUUUGUGCAUCUUCUGAGAGUCGAAAUUCUACGACUAUUGCUUUGAGAACUUCAAAUUCAGAAGACAUAAUUACUAACCAUCUUGUUAAUCCAAACUUUAUAAAUAAUUUCAUGGAAACGUCAGGUCAGGAAAAUUCAUUUCUCUUCAGCACAGUUGAAGAAUUAAACAUAAAUAACAAAUAUUUUACUGCCAUUUUAAUACCCACAGAAAAUUGUAAACCUGCAGUUAAUUCUUUCAUAGCAGCUUCCAAGGAAACCAUGGAAAUGGAAGACACAGGCAUUGAAGACUCCUUUUAUAAGGGUGUAGACCACAGUGCUGAAGUCUUACAUAUUGAACAUUCAUACUACAGACAAGAUACAAAUAAGGAACAUCUUUGGCAAAAUGUCUCUAACCUAUACUCAAAGAUCACUCUUCUUGAGCUACAAAAGCAACAAAUUCCAGGAAGAUUGAUGUCUUUGGAAACUCUUUUAAGCCAACUACAGCAGAAGAACUGGCUAUCUGAAGAAAACAUCAAGAUAACAGAGAACUAUUUCCCAAUGUAUAAAGUCACUGUGAGAUAAAAGUUUUUAAAGCUAUGAUUUUUGCAUAAGCUUUUUCCAGCUAAAUCAAAUCAUUUGUGAAGUGAACUUUGUCCUGUAGAUAAAGUUCUUGGAAGCUAUGAAAGUGCUCCAGUGUUACAAACAACAUCCUGUUCUUACAGUGCUCAGUAAAAAGGGGGAAAUGAAAAGAGUUGUUUGGCUGAAGAAAUAGUUUUAUUACUUGAUAAUUUUCCAAUUAUAGUUAAAAUGAUAAAAUUUAUUUAUAAAAUAGGAAAAAGAUGCAGUCAAAAUUGGCCAGACUAUAUCAGUUCUGGUUGUGCUGCUGGCACAAGCUAGUAUAUUGACCCUCAGAGAGCUGGGGAUGUAGCUCAGUGAUAAAGCACUUGCCUGGUUUGUACAAGGCCUUGGGAGUCAGUCCCCAGAGCUGGAGUCAAUAAAGGAGCCUCAGUCCCUAAUCUGUAAAAUAAGGGCACUUAAUAUAAAAUAUAAAUACUAUUUCUUUAAAGAUACUUUGCUUAGAACAGAUUUUCUAUAUGAUGAUGCAUACUUAUGUAAUAGUAAAAGAUGGCUAGAAUUUAGUAUUAAUGAUUAGAUUAUUCUCAGUAUCUUUUCUGUGUUGCGUAACCAUUUGGCUAUAGUUACAUACCUAUAAUAUAAAGGAAAAUACUACUAUUAGAAUCUUAUUUUAGUUAAAUUCCGCUGUCAAGAGAGAUACUUUUAAAGUUGAAAGAAUAUAUAUUACUUUUUAUAUAUGUGUAUUCAUAUAUACACUUAUAUGUAUAUAUGUAGCUCACCAUUAUAAUACAUUUAAGUGUCUUAACACCCUGUGUUUAUAAACCUAUAAUUUGUAAACCAAAAAAGUUCAAUGGUGUUAAUCUUAAAUAUUUUAGAAAUAUUAUAAUUAUUUAGUUAAGACAUUUAUCUAAAAUUGAUGGUGAUAUAGGUAAAAAUAUCGUUUGUAUCCAUUUGUUUUGUUUUGUUUUGACUUCUUAAGUGAUUUUAUUCCAUUACCCUUGCUGAUCCUCACCCCUGCUGCCACCAUCUCCCAGAUUCUGAGACAUGUGGCUUGAAUGUGGUGUAUCACUCAGAUCCAGGUAGUCCCAGCAAGGGCUCAUUAUAAGGCAGUUAUCUGCUCAAUGGUGUGGAGGGCCUUUCUUCAAAUCUUUUUGCUUGCUGGUGGUCUCCUUUGCAAUUUUGUGCUUGGCUUUUCUUUCUCUAGUUUCAAAAAUUCACUGAGGGUGAGUUUUUCAAACUUCUUGAUAAUAAGGAAGGCACACCCUGGUGAAGCUUUUUAUGCUCCUCUAUGGGGUUGUCGUCUAUCUGGUUCCCAACCUUUCAGUUUUUUUGAAUCAGAAAAAAAGCCUUUCUGCCAUCCACUCUGGAGUGCAGAAGCAGCCCUCCAGGAAGGGCCAGUUCUUGAAGGUGAGAUGCAAUGGUCCUUGAGAUACAGCUGCCAGGCCAGGGGCAGCGCCAGAGCCCCCGGGACACUGCUGCCACAACCUUUCAUUUGUGCUUAAGAAAUAAAUGUAAAACUGAAGACCACUUUUAGCACAGGUGCGAAGAAUGGGUGACUUGUCCCUGAGAAUCGGCUUCAGAACAACUGAAUGUGUUACUGCCUGUGGUAUUGAGAAAGGUGCUAUUGGUCUCAUUCUUUAGGGAUGUCUGUUUGUUUUGAGACAGGAUCUUCCUAUGUAUGUAGCUCAGGAUAAUCUCAAACUUGGUCAUCCAUCCACCUACCUCAGCCUGUUGAUUGCUUCAAGUAGAGAGACAGGCAUGCACCACAUGCCUGGGCUGAGCUUUGUUUGUAUUGCCCUAACAGUGCUUGUGUUCUUUUUAUAUCAUGAUAUUAUCUAUAGCUCCCUCUUUCACUGGAUUAUGGGCUUUUUCCAGUUGGUUUUUGUUGUUUUCCUCUAUCUUCUUCUGUAAUGUGACUUUACAGUUCUCCUAUCUGGAGAUAGAGUUAUUUUACCUCCUUGAAUUAGGGUAGGCUCUGAGACUGAUCGCAUCAGUAGAAUGUUGUAAAUGUGACAUAGCAGUUCCUAAUUGUCCCUGUCAUUGUCCUAGCAUCUUCCAUGUCCUUUAGGAGCACUUAACUCUUAGAUGGCCAGAUGCCAUGUAAGAUAACCCCACCCCCAUAACACCAUGCUGGAAAAGCCCAUUCUCGUAGGCUCUAAGACCGAGAUGAAGCCGGGUGGUGGUGGCGCACACUUUUAAUCCCAGCACUCGGGGGCAGAGGCAGGUGGGUCUCUGAGUUCAAGGCCAGCCUGGGCUACAGAGUGAGUUCCAGGAAAGGCACAAAGCUACACAGAGAAACCCUGUCUUGAAACCCCCCCCAAAAAAGGCUGAGACGACUGAUCCUGAGGUGCCAGCUGCUCUAAAUGACACCAGAUGCAACCGAGAGGAACCUAGCUGAGUACCUCUCACAUAGCUGUAUAAAAUUGUGGGCAGUGUUUGUUUUAAGGUGGUAGUUUGGGGAUGGAUAAUCAGACAACAAAAGAGAUUCCUUAUCUCUAUCAUCUUCAUCACUGUGACUCUUCACCAUUUCUACUAUAAAAGAUAACUCUUACUUAACUAAGUUCCAUUCCUGGUUGGACUCAAAUAUCUUUUUUUUUUUCACUUUUUUGCUGUAAUAUCAGAUCACCCUUAAGUUGCUUUUGUCAGUUAUUUUUGUCAUAACUAAUGUGAUUUGAGAGAUGCAUCCCAGAGAGAUGCAAUGUGAAGACUCAAUCCACUUUGCUAGCUUUGAAGACGGGAAGGAGAAACCAAGGAACAUGGAAGCAUCCAUAAGCUAGAAACAGUUUACAACCUGCUAGAAACUGAUGACCUCAAUCCUAAAACCGCAAGGAAUCCAAUUCUAAAAGUCUAAACAUACAUUCUCCCUCUAGAAUGAAACACAUUCUAUGAUCACCCUAUACCUCACUUCUAAAGAAUUGUAAAAAUGUUUAUGUUGUUUUAAUUCACUGUAUUUGGGACAAUUAUUACCAACAGCAAUAAGAAAGUAAUGCAAGUGCUUAAUCUGUUUGAGGUUCGGUUUAAGUCUCCACCCCCAUCCCUUAAAAGUAUAUCUCAGCCUGUGUUGCUUAAUUCACUAAGCCAGGUUUCUUACUGAAAUACAAUUAAUGUUUUAUUCAGAGGUUCCAAGCAUUGAGUAAAAUGUGCAAGUUAUUUGUAAACUGUAAAAAGCUACAGCAAUGUCAGAUACUAACAUUGUUAUUUGAAUUCUCUUUAAUGGUCUAAUAGCAAAGCUCAAAAGUUGUAUUUAUAUUUCCUAAAUUUAUCUACUGAGGCCUAAUAGAUACAAAAUUCAAAAUGUAUUGUUACCCUCAGCCGAAUUAGGGCAGGGAGUGGUAAUCUUUGUAUUUUGUUUCUUUGGAUACCUACAGCUACAAGCCCUGUGAAAAUGUGGGUAGAACUCAAUUAUUGUCAUGUGAUACACAAUGAGAUAAAAUAAGCCACAGAUUUGCUCCUAAUCCUUGCAUUCUAAAAUCAAAAUAUUUCCUAGGAUUUGGAGGUAGUCUUUAGAAGUUUGUGAAAAUCUAAAUAUUAGAGUAAAUAUGCCUCAGAUUCUGAGUGGAAAUAGGACAAAUGAUGUGGAUAGAUGGAUGAAAGGGAGGAAGACAGGAUUGAAAGAAGAGGAAUGUGGAUGAGUAGAUGACUAGAUAGCAAGUACCAGGAAUUUAUAUUAGACAGUUAACGAUUUCUUAGGAAGUAGCAAGGAUUCAAGAAGUGUAAAGAAAUCGGGUAAAGUGUUCUACAGUCUCAAUCCAUAACAGGAACUUCCCUUCCCCUACUGUAAAGUGAGAGUCUUGGUACCUAUUUCCUCCUAAAUGGAAACUCUUCCAUUCUAUAUGUUUUUAAAACAGGACCCCUAUAUUGUGAGCCCAUAGCUUUGAUCCCCAAUAUUGAUUAGUUUACUCAAAUUUUACGGUUCCAAAUUUCCAAGAGAUUGAAUUGCUCCAGCUUACAUUUUUUUUUAACUAGUGAAAGAAGUAAACUCAGGAAUUGACAUCUGAUGAAUCAAAUUCAUAGGCUGCAAAUGCACCCAAUGAAUAGGGUGGGAAAUGGUCACAUUAUACAGGACAGAGCCCAGUUACCUCAUUAAUGUUUUGACAUUUGUAUUUCAUUGGCCCCUUUGAAAGCAAGUUCCUUUAGCUUCAUGCUGCUGCUUGAGCUUGUAAGGGCCCACAAUAUUGCUUUAUUCCCAGAGAAGAACCAGGCAUUGCUGUAUAGGAUAGCCUUAUCUAACUGAAAGUAGAUUCAAAGCCAGUAUAAAUUUAUAAGCAGUACUUGAGAGCUAUUCCCAUGCCUAAACAAUUUUUUUUGGAUCUCGCUCUGUAGACCAGGCUGGCCUCGAAUUCACAGAGACCCGCCUGGCUCUGCCUCCCAAGUGCUGGGAUUAAAGGCAUGCACCACCGCCACCUGGCAACAAUUCUUAAGUAUGUCUGAAGAAUAAAAGAAAAUUUGAAAUAUUAUCUGACUUAAUCACAGUGUGUUUCAGAGAAAUCUUAUGAACAAAGACCUAUCAUCAUUAAUCAGUUAUAGGCACAUAAGUAGUUCUGGUCCAAGCUCCCAGAACUUAGGUUUUUGCAUGAUCUUAUUCAAGAGGCUGAGAAGAGAUAAAUUUAGAUUUUAACAGUGUCUCUGGCUGAAUGUGGUGGAGCCCACCUGUAAUGUCAGCACUCAAGAACCAGAAGCAGGUAGAUUUCAGUUUGAGGCUAGCCUGAUCUCCAGUUCAGGCCAGCCAGUGCUACACAAUGUACAGGGUAUAGUUAAAAUGGUAAUUCCCUUCAUCCCGUCAUCAUAGUGAAUUUAUUCACUUACAUUAGAAUUAAUCAUUUAAAGCAGAGAUCCCUUUUCAGGCUUCCACUCUACUUGAUAGCUUCCCUCAUACCUCUCAUAUACUUGUGCCAAAGGCCUCCAUGCAGCCCUGUAUCCCAGAGCUCUUGAACAUAGUGUUAAUGCUGUUAUUAAAUUUGAAAACACAAUAGUUUUUCUAUCUGGAAAUGUGUGUGUGUGUGUGUGUGUGUGUGUGUGUGUGUGUGUGUGUGUGUUUGUGGUGUAGUUUCUUCUUCCUGCAUUUUGAUACCAAACUUGUGGUCACCAUUGCCUGUAUUUCAAACUCACAGAGAUCCACCUGGCUCUGGCUCUUGACUGCUGGGAUUAAAGGUGUGCACCACCACUGCCCAGCUUUGCCUGUAUUUCAAAAGGGGUUGAGGAUGUGAGGGCGAUCUGGCUGCGACAUCUGUCACCCCAUUGAUCGCCAGGGUUGAUUCGGCUGAUCUGGCUGGCUAGGUGGGUGUCCCCUUCCUCCCUCACCGCUCCAUGUGCGUCCCUCCCGAAGCUGUGCGCUCGGUCGAAGAGGAUGACCUUCCCCGAAUAGAGGAGGACCAGUCUUCGGUCUUCGGUCAAGGGUAUACGAGUAGCUGCGCUCCCCUGCUAGAACCUCCAAACAAGCUCUCAAAAGGGGUUGAUUGUAUGCAUACAAGCAGUGAAAACUGUUUACUUCACUUUAGAAACUAGAACAGACAGAUUCUGAAAUACAUGAAAUGUGUUCAAAGGAUUUUACAGAUGUAUUUUAAACACCUACAUUUUUUGUUUGUUUGUUUUUCGAGACAGGGUUUCUCUGUGUAGUUUUGCACCUUUCCUGGAACUGGCUUUGUAGAUCAGGCUGUCCUCGAACUCACAGAGAUCUGCCUGCCUCUGCCUCCGGAGUGCUGGGAAUAAAGGCUUGUUUGUUUUGUUUUUUUAA